UUUUAAGUAAAAGACAAAAUCUUCAAAUUGUUUUUUUUCUCAAAUAGACAUGCCUGGCUAUACGUCGCUAAACUAAAACACCAAAGAAAACGGCAGCUGAAUCUCUUCAGGAAAAGGAUUGAAGGAAGAGUGCAGACAGGAAUAAAAACACGAAAAUGGUCUUCACACAUGGAAAGCCUCUUUUAAGCUAAAUCAAACAAAAGAAUAAUAUGGCCAACAUCACCAUUAUUAUCCCGGAAUUUGUGCUGGAUUGUGAAAUCAUUCCUGGGCAAAGAGGUCUGACUGUGGCUGCUCUUGUCAUAGUCUACAUGGUAUCCAUUGUUGGAAAUAUGCUGGUCAUCAUAGUUAUAAAAAUGAACCAUAAACUUCAUUCUCCUAUGUUUAUCUUUAUUGGGAACUUAGCAGUGCUAGACCUGGCAAACAGCACCAUCAUCAUUCCUAAGAUGAUCGCUGUUAUUCAUUUUGACUCCACUGUUAUAUCCUAUACAGGAUGCAUAGUACAGAUGUACGGUAUUUUGAAUCUGGAACAAAUGGUAGCUCUUCUUUUGGCUUUUAUGGCAGUUGAUCGUUAUGUUGCUGUUGUAUAUCCAUUAAGAUACCCCUCAAUUAUUACAAAAAAGCUGGUCUGGAUUUCAGUGUCAGUUUUGCCCAUUUUUGCUUUUCUUAUCCUUUUGUCAUAUUUAGUAUUUGCUACUGAGCUUUCUUUUUGUCAGACAAAUGUUCUGCCUUAUUGUCUCUGUGAUUAUGCUACUCUGGUGCAUACUUCAUGUAACACUGAUCCCAAAUAUUUAAGUUUAUUAUCCAUUAUGGUAUUGGUAUUAGGAGUAGGCCCCUUAUUGUUAAUUCUGUGCUCCUAUGUUCGAAUUGUAAUCGCAGCACUUAACAUUAAGGCUGGUGACAGGAACAGCAAGGUCUUCAGUACUUGUGUCACUCACUUAGUUGUCGUCUUGUGUUUUUAUUUGCCACCCUUGGGCUCUUAUAUUCUGCCGGGGUCAGGUUUGCAAGUGUCGUCCGCUGGCUACAAUGCAGUAUUCAUUGCAGGAAAUGUCGUGCCACCGAUGGUGAAUCCGGUCAUCUACAGCUUCAGAAACAAGGAAAUAAAAAGUAGCAUAUAUGGGCUUUUAACAGGGAAACGAAUCAAUCAGGAAAUUACUCAUCAUUAAA
Erpetoichthys calabaricus (reedfish) is the source of this 1164-nucleotide messenger RNA. Its product is annotated as olfactory receptor 1500-like. The transcript has 2 exons. Gene Ontology annotation, cellular component: membrane. Bases 210 to 1163 code for a protein of 317 amino acids. Gene Ontology annotation, molecular function: G protein-coupled receptor activity; olfactory receptor activity. The record is from RefSeq and is a predicted model, not a curated record. Lineage: Eukaryota; Metazoa; Chordata; Cladistia; Polypteriformes; Polypteridae. Gene Ontology annotation, biological process: G protein-coupled receptor signaling pathway.